Molecule: messenger RNA, 2151 nt
Organism: Pygoscelis adeliae (Adelie penguin)
Lineage: Eukaryota; Metazoa; Chordata; Aves; Sphenisciformes; Spheniscidae
Gene: RIGI
Product: DEAD (Asp-Glu-Ala-Asp) box polypeptide 58
Cellular component (GO): cytoplasm
Molecular function (GO): double-stranded RNA binding; zinc ion binding; single-stranded RNA binding
Source: RefSeq, a predicted model, not a curated record
AUGCCCGGGAGCCCUCCCUCUCGGGCUCGCCGUUUCCUAAGCUACGUUUCCCCCCUCGCACCCGGUAGUGGGUUCAGCGCGCGGGCUAAACCCCUGCUGCGCAAAGGUGCCGAAAAAAACAUGUCGGAGGACGGCAACAGAUAUGUGUUUCGAGUGAAAUGCCGCACCGACAUUUUGUUUGCAGCAGUCCUCCUGGUUGGACUCCAAAGCACAGUGACUGUACCAAACAGAGAGGCAGAAAACCCUGGUUACAGGGGCGUACCAGCUGCUGCAGCUGGUGGAGUGCUGGCCUGCCAAGAGCAGUUUUUCUUUCGCCGAGGGCAGACGCCAGCGGAAAGCAGCGCGGUGCCUCCGCCGGCGGCCCGGCCGCCUCCUCCGGGGCCGCUCUCGGUUUCCGUUCGCCUCUGGAGGCGGAGGGGCUUCCUGGACGCCCUGGUUGCAGCAGGUUACACUGGACUGGCAGAAGUAAUUGAAAACUGGGACUUCAGCACUGAAAAAUUGGAGUUGCACAGAGAGCUGUUGAAGCGGAUAGAAGCAUCAGGGCUAGAAAUUGAUCCGGUAGCACUCAUACCCUACAUAAACACGUCCCUGAUAGAAAGGGAGUGUGAUGAGAUCAUGCAGGGAGUGAAGAAGACGGACCCAGACUCUUCUCAGAUGGUUCCCAGAGGCAGGACAAGAGGCAGUGGACACAAACAGAAGUACUUAAAGAACAGGAAGAACUUCUUUGCUGUAAGGGUGGUCAACUACUGGAACAGGUUGCCCAGAGAAGUUGUGGAGUCUCCACCCUUGGAAGUACUCAAAAUCCAUUUGGAUACUAUCUUUCAAAUCAACAAGAAUGAUUUUGGAACACAGAAGUAUGAACACCGGAUAGUUGCCACUCAGAAGAAUAGACUGUUGCAACUGGCAGAUAAGGAGAAAGAGAGCAGCAUUUGUAGAGACCUUUUCAUUUGCACUGAACACCUUUGGAAAUUCAACGAUGCUCUCAUCAUCAGUGAAGAUGCCCGCAUCGAAGAUGCUUUAGCCUACCUAACUGAUUUUUUCACAAAUGUCAAAAAUGGACCACAUACAGAGUUAGAGAAGCAACUGACAGCCAAAUUUCAAGAGAAAAAGCCAGAACUGACUGCCCUUUCAAAAGAUGAGUCAAAUGAGAAUCCCAAGGUGGAAGAGCUUGCUUGCAUCCUGGAUGAAGCACUCCGCUAUAACCUACAGACUCGCACUCUUCUCUUCGCUGAGACAAGAGCCUUAGUAGCGGCUUUGAAGAGGUGGAUAGAAGCAAGCCCUCUACUUAGCUACAUAAAGCCAGUUGUGUUGAUGGGUUGUGGAAGAAGAGAUCAAAAAACAGGUAUGACCCUCCCAAUGCAGAAGGGUGUACUGGAUGCAUUCAAAACCGACAAAGACAGCAGACUGCUAAUUGCUACAUCUGUUGGUGAUGAAGGCAUUGAUAUUUCUGAGUGCAACCUUGUUGUGCUCUAUGAAUACUUCCAUAAUGUCACCAAAAUGAUCCAAGUCAGAGGUCACGGAAGGGCAAGAGGCAGCAAGUGCAUCCUUGUGACAAGCAAAACAGGAGUGGUUGAGAAUGAGAAACACAACUGUUACAAGGAAGAAAUGAUGAAUGAAGCUAUUGAAAAGCUACAGAAUUAGGCUGAAACAACAUUUGCAAGAAAGAUACAUGACCUGCAAAUGAAGGAAAAGGUAUUAUGAGAUUCCAGGAAGAAAGAAAGAAGACCUAAGGUAGUGCAAGGGAACAAAAAUCUUCUGUGUGGAAAAUGCAAAGCAUAUGCCUGCAGUACAGAUGACAUCAGAGUUAUAAAGGAACGUCAUCACACUGCGCUAGGAGACAUGUUCAAGGAGCGUUACAUGACAAAGACUCACCAGAAACCAGUCCAGUCUGAUUGUUUUGAGAAAAAAAGCAAGAUGCAUUGCCAAAAUACUAAUUGCCAGCAUGACUGGGGAAUCACAGUGGAGUACAAGACAUUUGGUAAUCUACCAGUGAUCAAAAUCAAAAGCUUUGUAGUAGAGAAUGUUGAAACUGGGACACAAAUGGAUUUUCAGAAAUGGAAAAAUAUUAAUUUUUCUUUGAAGAAUUUUGAUGUUGAAGAAAUGUCCAGCCGAACUCAGCAUUUUAGUGCAUGCAUCACCCUACUGCACUAA